Messenger RNA from Symbiodinium sp. CCMP2592, 1389 nucleotides. Lineage: Eukaryota; Dinophyceae; Suessiales; Symbiodiniaceae. The record is from the annotation of a GenBank genome assembly.
AUGGCCAAUUUCCCAAUGUCCCUGUCUUGGGAAACUAGUUUGAACAUCGGUUGGCAAAGCAUUGCUGACACCCGCAUCUACGACAUGGUUGCGGCCGAGUCCUCCGGCGGGGCAGCCGCUCAAGCCUUGCGCGCCCUUCGCCGCGCCGCGCAGCUGCACACGGAGCGACGUGGGACUGUGACAGCGAAGCCUGGCAAGAUCGUGCAGUCUGCACCGAGAGCAAUCCGUGGCCGUGGUGCAGGCGCGGCGCAGACAGACGUGGCAUCUCAGCAGUCUCAGUUCUCGCAGCCGACGCAGCCUGCUUCACAACUGCCGCUUUCCCAGUCUGAAACGGUUCCUGGCUGGGAGCAGUUCGGAUCGCAACGUGAAGCGUGGGCUUCCAUGUCCACGCAGACGCCAUCUCACUUCCCUCCUUCCAGCACUGAUGCCUCACAGCGUGGAUCGCAGGCCCAGUCGCAACCACUAUGGUGCUCUCAGCCUGUUGGCGCUCCUAUGACCAAUGCGUCUCAACCAAAAUGGCAUCCGCUAUCACAGCCGAAGCAGCCGACCGAGCAAGUUUGCCCUGCGUCUCUCUCCCAGCCUUUGUGGGCCCAUUCGCAGCCCGAAGCGACACAGUGUUCGUGGUCAGGUUCGCAGGGUCAUGCAGAACUCCUCGCUGCGAGCGGAUCGCGCGCAAUGGCUGCGGAUAACGUCGUUUCCAUGUCGCAAGCUGCCGUCUACCCGUCACGUGUCACUGGCCGACAUGGAAGCCAGGGCCGAGCUUCCGUCAACGACUUCCCUCCACAGGCGCAGCCAAAUGGAGUUGCAGAGGCAGCUGCUGCAUUGGCAGCCGCCUUGGCUCCGCUGGCGGCAGCGCCAGUGCAAGCCGGUGAAGAGAGAAAGCGAAGGCGCUAUCGCCACAAGGCACCGCCUCCUCAGGAAUGUACCCCAAUUUCCACGAGGCCGCCGAGUCCGCGCUCAGCAUCCACUGGCAGGAAGCGCGACUUUGGCUUGUCUCAUGCCGAGGUGUUGGCCGAGACGGCGACGGCAGCAAUUGGCCUCUCCUUGGAGCGAUUAAGCGAGGACAUCGGCCAAAUUGGUCAGGAAAGGGCAGCUCGGCGUGCUGCAUGCCAGCAAGCAGCAUCGGAGGCUCUACACCUGUUGGACAAGCACCGGCCUGCCUGCCGUGAAAGCCGUGAUGCAUUGGCUGGUGCAGUCAAGGCGGCAGAUGCAGCUUUGGCUGCAGUUGCAGCUCUGGAACGAUUACAUGCCCCAGAUGUUCAGAACAGGCUUUCGACUUGCCCUUUGCCAUCUCAGCCGCUUCAAAUGUUCGGUGGUCCAUCUUGCGGCCUCGGCGGACAGGGGCCACUUCGAAAGCGGGUGAGACGCAUUGAUGGCAUUGCAGCUUGA